This is a messenger RNA of Helianthus annuus (common sunflower), 1639 nucleotides long. Its product is annotated as 2-isopropylmalate synthase A. Gene Ontology annotation, biological process: L-leucine biosynthetic process. NCBI's taxonomy places the organism in Eukaryota, Viridiplantae, Streptophyta, Magnoliopsida, Asterales, Asteraceae. Gene Ontology annotation, cellular component: chloroplast. The transcript has 8 exons. Gene Ontology annotation, molecular function: 2-isopropylmalate synthase activity. The record is from RefSeq and is a predicted model, not a curated record. The coding region runs from base 35 to 1432 and encodes 465 amino acids.
CGAUAACUAAUUAAGAAAAUAAAGCUUUGUUUGCAUGGCGACUUCUCUCUCUAACACCUCUAGUUUCUUUUCUUCGACCAUCCACAGUCCCACCAUUGCCGCCACCUCCACCAACCGUACGUUCUCUUACUUCAAACCAUCAAAAACCCUACCCCGAAAAUCAGUCUCAAUGAUCACAUGCACCCUUAACAAUGCCUACAUUCCUCACCAUAUCCAAGACCCUAACCGCAUUCGCAUUUUGGACACUACUCUCCGCGACGGUGAACAAGCACCCGGAGCCUCGAUGACCCAGAAGCAAAAACUCGCCAUUGCACAUCAACUCGCAAGGCUAGGAGUCGACAUAAUCGAAGCAGGGUUUCCGGCUUCCAACAAAGCCGAUCUAGAAACGGUUAAGUUGAUAGCACAAGAGGUCGGUAACUCAGCCGCUGGUCAUAUCCCCGUCAUUAUGGGCCUUGCGAGGUGCAACAAGAACGAUAUUGAUAAAGCAUGGGAGGCUGUUAAGUAUGCAAAAUACCCGCGGAUUCAAACAUUUAUAGCCACCAGUGAGAUUCAUAUGAACCAUAAGUUAAAGAUGUCUAAGGAACAAGUUAUUGAAAAGGCUAGGACCAUGGUGGCAUAUGCUAGGAGUUUGGGUUGUAAUGAUGUUCAGUUUGGCGCGGAAGAUGCUGGAAGAUCGGAAAGAGAAUUUUUAUAUGAGGUCCUAGGUGAGGCGAUAAAAGCAGGGGCAACGACUCUUUGCAUUCCUGAUACCGUUGGUUAUAACUGGCCUCGCGAGUUUGGGCAGCUCAUUGCUGACAUAAAAUCCAACAGCCAUGGUGCUACAAAUGUCGUCAUUUCUACCCAUUGCCAUAAUGAUCUUGGACUUGCUGUUGCAAAUACUUUGGAGGGGGCUUAUUCGGGUGCAAGACAAUUAGAAGUAACGAUAAAUGGAAUAGGAGAAAGAGCUGGUAAUGCUUCUUUGGAAGAGGUGGUAAUGACUCUAAAAUGCAAAGGGGAGUUACUAGGUGGUCUUUACACCGGUGUAGAUACAAAACACAUUGCCAUGACUAGCAAGAUGGUGGAAGACUAUACUGGAAUGAGGGUUCAACCACACAAGCCCAUUGUUGGUGCUAAUGCAUUUUCUCAUGAAAGUGGAAUCCAUCAGGAUGGGGUCCUAAAGAACAAGAGUACAUAUGAAAUUAUGUCUCCUGAAGAUAUUGGAAUUCAUAGAUUUAAUGAAGCCGGACUUACACUUGGAAAACUUAGUGGACGCCAUGCUUUGAAAGCCAAACUUUUUGAGCUUGGUUACAACUUUGAUGAAAAUGAACUUAACCAAUUGUUUUUGCGCUUUAAAUCUCUAGCUGAGAUGAAAAAGAUUAUCACCGAUGAAGAUCUAAUAACAUUGGUAUCACACAAAGUUUCCGAGGCACAAGUAGAGUAUUAUCAAGCAUAGAAUUAAGAUGUAUUGCUUAAUAAUCGUGUCAAAAAUUUCAUUUUGUAUUUUUUUACACAAUAACCUUCACCACCCCUUAGGGGUUAUUUUAGUAUUAUCCUAGUUGUCAUUUUGUAUACCAUUUGUGAGUGAAAAUUGUUUAAUAUGUUAAAAAUAAUUAUACUUGUGUUGCGUCCAGAAGAAAGCAAAUUUGUUGUAUACAAAUAA